AUGGAAAACGUCUGCCGCGAAGACGUCUGCCGCGUCCACACCGCCGAAGACGUCUGCCGCGUCCACGCCGCCGAAGACGACUGCCGCGUCCACGCCGCCGAAGACGUCUGCCGCGUCCACGCCGCCGAAGACGACUGCCGCGUCCACGCCGCCGAAGACGUCUGCCGCGUCCACGCCGCCGAAGACGUCUGCCGCGUCCACGCCGCCGAAGACGUCUGCCGCGUCCACGCCGCCGAAGACGUCUGCCGCUUCCACGCCGCCGAAGACGUCUGCCGCUUCCACGCCGCCGAUGACGUCUGCCGCUUCCACGCCGCCGAUGACGUCUCACCAUGGCGCCAUUACCGUCCGCCUUUCCGACGGCCAAGAUGGUGGCCGUACCUUGGUCGCCCGCCUCGCCGGCCUCAGCGGCAUUCUACUCGCCGCCGCCACCAGACUCGUCCCCGGUGGAUUCGGGGACAUUUGGGCCGGCGACCCACCACCAGUUCACCCCUCCGCCCACCCUUGACUUUUGUUUCUGUGUUUUUGUUUGUGGUACGACCAGUAGGACAUCUGGAAGCUGUCCAUAAGGAGGGGGGUACUGUUACGGCUCAGACUCCUGCCAACGCCUCCCAUCUGUCUGUGCGCUCCAGUGAGCGCACCUCGGGACACGCCCACGAGCGCGCACAUCCAGGAGCGCGCCGUGCGCGUCUCCGCCCCCCGGCAGACGCCAGCUGCAAACGAUCACCGGCUUUCAGCACACCUGCACGUAAUGAAGGACCUGCCUUGAUAAGCUCUCACAACCUGCCAGGCGGCGCCGGAGUAGUAGUCUUUACCCUUCGCUUCCCGUGUUCCCCUGUGAUCCCUUGUUGUUCCCCUUGUUGUUCCCCUUGCCCCCCGGACUGCCUUUUGGAUUCUCGACCUCUCGCUUGGACUUUCUUCUCUGACGCUUUUCUCUCGCCCGGAUCACCUGCCUGUCCCUGGACUUCCUCGUAUCUCAUUCAACACUUUGGUAACACACACUUCAGUUAAAUUACACACAUAGUAUUACUUCACACUCUUGUAUUUUGGUCACA
Molecule: messenger RNA, 1052 nt
Organism: Entelurus aequoreus (snake pipefish)
Lineage: Eukaryota; Metazoa; Chordata; Actinopteri; Syngnathiformes; Syngnathidae
Exons: 3
Coding region: 1-1008 (335 amino acids)
Source: RefSeq, a predicted model, not a curated record